This is a messenger RNA of Coturnix japonica (Japanese quail), 7672 nucleotides long. It is a transcript of the gene FOXK1, whose product is annotated as forkhead box K1. Gene Ontology annotation, biological process: regulation of transcription by RNA polymerase II. Gene Ontology annotation, molecular function: RNA polymerase II cis-regulatory region sequence-specific DNA binding; DNA-binding transcription factor activity, RNA polymerase II-specific; protein binding. Lineage: Eukaryota; Metazoa; Chordata; Aves; Galliformes; Phasianidae. The record is from RefSeq and is a predicted model, not a curated record.
CGGCUCGGCUCCCGCUCCGCCCCGUCCUUCCCCCCUCCCGCCCCGCCGGCUCCGCCCCGGAGGCCGGCACGCUGGCUCGCUCCCUGCCUGGGAACAUGGCCGAAGUCGGGGAGGACAGCAGCGGGGCGCGGGCUCUGCUGGCGCUGCGCUCUGCGCCCUGCAGCCCCGCCGCCGCGCCCCCUCCCGGGCCGCCGCCCCCGGCCGCGCCGCCCGCCCCCGGCCCGGUGCUGGCUCGGCUGCAGGGCCGCGAGUUCGAGUUCCUCAUGCGGCAGCCGGCCGUCACCAUAGGCCGCAACUCCUCGCAGGGCUCGGUGGACGUCAACAUGGGCCACUCCAGCUUCAUCUCCCGGCGGCACCUGCAGCUCAGCUUCCAGGAGCCGCACUUCUACCUGCGCUGCCUCGGCAAGAACGGAGUCUUCGUGGACGGCGCCUUCCAGCGCCGCGGCGGCCCGGCCCUGCAGCUCCCACCGCAGUGUACUUUCCGUUUCCCUAGCACGGUUAUAAAGAUCCAGUUCACAUCUUUAUACCACAAAGAAGAAGUAAAAGAGGAAGCUUCAUCGCCUCCCCUUCGGCCUCUUUACCCUCAAAUUUCUCCUCUGAAGAUCCACAUCCCGGAGCCGGAUCUCCGCAGUGUGGUCAGCCCCCUCCCAUCCCCCACUGGCACAAUCAGUGUACCCAACUCUUGCCCGGCCAGUCCACGUGGUGCUGGAUCCUCAGGAUAUCGUUUUGUUCACAACAUUACCUCGGAUCUGCAGCUGGCAGCAGAGUAUGCGGCAAAAGCAGCAUCAGAACAGCAGGCAGAUGCAUCUGGCGGGGACAGCCCGAAGGAUGAGUCCAAGCCACCCUACUCUUAUGCUCAGCUAAUUGUGCAGGCUAUAUCUUCAGCACCAGACAGGCAAUUAACACUAAGUGGAAUCUAUGCCCACAUUACCAAGCAUUAUCCGUACUACAGGACUGCUGACAAAGGCUGGCAGAAUUCCAUUCGGCACAACCUCUCCUUGAACCGUUACUUUAUUAAAGUCCCACGCUCCCAGGAGGAACCUGGAAAGGGAUCCUUUUGGCGGAUUGACCCUGCCUCUGAAGCUAAACUAGUAGAACAAGCAUUUAGAAAACGAAGGCAAAGAGGAGUGUCCUGCUUCCGAACACCUUUUGGGCCUCUCUCUUCCAGGAGUGCUCCAGCCUCCCCUACUCACCCUGGCCUGCUGUCCCCUCACUCUAGUGGCCUACAGACUCCAGAGUGCCUGUCAAGGGAAGGCUCCCCCAUUCCACACGAUCAUGACUUUGGGUCAAAAUUAGCCUCAGUUCCGGAGUAUCGGUAUUCACAGAGUGCACCUGGAUCUCCAGUCAGUGCCCAGCCAGUGAUUAUGGCUGUUCCUCCUCCUCGGCCAUCUACUCUGGUGGCAAAGCCAGUUGCAUACAUGCCAGCAUCAAUAGUGACUUCUCAACAGCCUUCAUGUCAUGCAAUUCAUGUCGUUCAACAAGCUCCCACUGUUACAAUGGUCCGAGUUGUGACCUCCUCUGCAAACUCUGCAAAUGGAUACAUCCUCACGAAUCAGGGCACAGCAGGAGGAGCUCAUGAAGCUGCGGGAGCAGUGUUGGACUUAGCUGGUGACCACCGAGGUAUGGAUGAAAAGCCAACAAUCGCAUUUGCCACAAUACCCACCGCCAGCCGUGUUAUUCAGACAGUUGCCAGUCAAAUGGCACAGGGUGUUCCAGGACAGACAGUCACGAUCCUUCAACAGGCAGCUCCAGUGACCAUUGGACAGCAUCAGCUCCCCGUGCGAGCAGUCACCCAGAAUGGCAAACAUGCUGUCCCCACCAACAGCAUCACCGGCAGUGCUUAUGCUCUUACAAAUCCUUUGCAGCUUCUCGCAGCCCAGGCCAGCUCGUCCACUCCUGUUGUAGUCAGCCGGGUAUGUGAGACAGGGACUGAAGAGACAGCAGCAGCUUCUUCCAGCGAACCUGAAGUCAAAAGACCCCGGAUAGAAGAGUCCAGCGGAGCAGUCCAGGCCCAAACUGGAGUCAUCACAUCUGCAGUGCCACAAGGACAGGCAACCAGUGAAUGAAGAACCGGUGGGAGGAGCUGGAGUGGUGUGGGGUGGGCAUGGGAUGGCAGCAGCCCCUAAAGCAGCUUUCAAAGAAAACAAACCACAACUGUAACAGCUCUAAACAUAGCAAAUAAAGAGCUCUUUUUCAAGGCAGAUUUUUUUUUUAAAUGGGAGGUCAACAGCUGUUAGAAUCACAAGGUGCCAAAAAGACAAGAAUGGAAAACCCCUCCCAAGCACCCGUACCUGGAACUCUGUUCUGUCUUUACCUAUGGGAUAUUUUUUCCUUUUUUUUUUCUUCUUUGUUUUUUUUAAAGAUUCAAAAAAAAAAAAAAGAAAAAUACAGACAACUGAUUGUACGACUGCUGGGAUUUUCCUUAACUGUAUUUUCCCCUAUGGGCUCCAAGGGGAUGGGAUUUGCAGUUCAGCAUCUAAAGGAAUGUAACACAAAUACAUUCUGCUCCCUGGAAAGAAAACUCCUCAUUUUCUAUGCCUUAAUACUGCGCUUCUCAGAGCUUUGAAAUGUAGGACCAUUUUUAAAAGGCCAGCUAAGGCAGUCAAAUACUGAGAAAUGGGUGCAGUAUCUCACAACAACAGCAUUAAAGAAACAUGGUACCAGGCUUAAAGAAAAAGGCAGAUUAAUUUUUUUUUUCUAAAACAGAAAAAAAAAAUCUGAGUAUUAAUGAAUGUUUAUUUAUGAGGAGAUUCAGGAGGAAGAGUUGCAGAGCUCAACCUCCUGGAUUUCCAGAUGCAAUUUCUCUCCAUUCCCUCUGAGGGAGAAAGAGAUGACGGAGGAACUGUAUUAAUUUGGUUCCUGUAAAGAUAUUAAAGGGUUUUGUACCUACAGUGACUUCUUACAGUUAUUCAUCACUUCCUUUGGACAACAUCCCAAGUAUCUUUAUGUCUGAGGAUUGUGUGGGGAAGGGUGUCUCAGAGGUUGUAUGUGUUUCUGAUAUUGUUUUUGUGAUCACAUGUUCUCCAGCACCAGGGUCUGUUCAGAUUAGCACUGCAGAUCGAAGAUAUCAAAGCCACCGUCUCCAUAAAGCUAAGAAAAUGUUACCUGGUCUCCUGCCCUGAAGGUCUGCCUUUACCUUGACUGGUAGCAUCAUCCUCAACUAGACGAGUGAUGUUCAGGAUGCCAGAGCUGGGUAGAAAUCUGUCUCCAACCCUUUCCCAUGAAAGGAGGAGGCUGAUAUCAAUGUUCCUUUGUUAUUUUUCUGAGAGAAAGAUUAAGGACAGGUAUGAGAGGCUCAUACAGUAUUUAGUAGAAAUUAUGUGCAUGGAGACCAAGGCAAAAGAGACUUUUUAUUUUCCAUGUUUAAGAGUCAUUGGAGGCAUUAAACAGGUUUUCUGAAGGGAAUGCAGAGGCUUCCUUUCAUUCUUCAGCUCCCUCUCCUGUCUGCCUUACCUUUAACUGUUUGAGUUGGCCAGUAGAAGGAGGAAUUGUUUAAACUGUAUUCCAGGCUCUUCGUGCAGUACAACUUACAAGCAAAGCAGACUUGUGUGGAGAAAGUGGGUGUAUGUGGAACGUGUGACUGGCAAAGGAAUCAGCUUCUGCAUAGCUCCAGCUGACCUUUUCGGCUUUACACUUGUGUGUGAUCCCCUUAGUUAAUUUGUCUUCUGGCAACACAGCAGAGUCCCUGUAACUUAGAAAAUGCUAUACCUGUAUUAAUGGCAAAAGUGACUUCACGGGGAUGGGUAGGUUAAACCACAGCAAUUCAUGUCUUAUGAAAUUUGAAGAGGGGGAGAAAAUCCAUGCAGUAGCAGUUAGCAUCACUUGUUCCCUUCUAGGUUUCCUUUCUGUUUGCCAAAUCCUAUUCAAUAGCUCCAUCCCAGCACUUGAAUAAAACCCAAGUGCAUUUUAUUCUCAAGCCAAUUGUUUUGUGAGAAAUAUUUCUGAAAGUAAGAAAGAAUGUUGUGGUCUCAUGAUUUGUGGUCACAGUCUGCAGUCAUGGGCCCACAAAAGUAUUUGGGACGGUUCAUUUAUCUACAGCUAGGCCUUCAUAAUAUGUGUGCCUUCAGUGCCAAGUUAUUAGGCUGUGUUUUAGUACUUGGAAAUUAUUCUUGUGGAGGACUGUUCCAGCCCACCAAGUAAUUGAAGCAGGCCAACCUCUAGCUAUUAUGUUUCCUGUCAGGAGGACUAGGUGCAGCAGAGUGGAAAAGCAGACACGUCAGCUCUGUGUUCUCUGUAGCCUUUUCAAGGCAGAAUUCAAUAAAACAGGCUUUAAGGAAGAAGGUACAGGGGAGAGUGCAGCAUAGUUUGUCCGUGAUUAAUCAUUACAUUCAGAUGAAUGCUGUUAAGAUCCAGGCACACCUCUGAAACAGCCCUGAGGCUAGAGAGCUUUCCUGAAGCAGUCUUUGAUUUUCCAGCACGUUAUGUGAGUCAGCCCAAGAUGAGCAUCCAGCAGAGCACUGUCUGAAGCUGCCGAAUUUCUCUGGCAAAAUUUUUCUUUCUUUCUGCUUUCCUUUUAGAAGUUCAAAGUCAUUGGGACUGAAACUUCUCUGUGCUAGACCAGUACCAUAGCAAUGCAUCAGCUGAAUCGUGGUGUUCUCAUAAACCAGCUGCUACUUUAGUCAUACCUCGUAAGUCUGUCCUCAGGUUGACUCCACUGAUUUGCCUCCUCUGUAUUCGGAACAGAAUAAUACUUUCUCAGUCUUCCUUGUGUGGCUCGGAGUGCCUUGUGGUUUACGUGCAAGUUGGCCACAAGCAAAUCUCUCUGGUCUGUUCAGCCAUCUGCUGGAGGUGCCUGGAUCUCAUGGUUCAGCCCAUGGGGAGUUCUUUGUUACAUUGCUGCUGAGGGAGCUUUGGUGGGGAGAGGAGUAGGGCAUUUCACUGCGUCUGCUGCUGCCUGUAUAACAAAGGUCAAGGCAUGCUGGUUAGUUAACCUCCUAUAACGUGGACCUAGGAAGAUUUUCAAACUGGCUUCUUAACACAAGUUCUCUUUUCAUCGUGCCUCCCACAGACUGAUUUUGCUUUGAUUGUGGUCAGCUUACAGCAGCUUUUGUUGCCUUCAUUUGCAAAAGCUGAAUGCAGUUGUUUUGGUUUUUUUCCCCCUCUGAACUCCUUAGUUAUUGUUUUGUCUUGACUGUGGUUCUUGUGAUACAGGAAGCUUUUUUUACAGUGAGAUCAUUUAAUCUGAUGUAGUGAUAACAACACUGUGCUGAGCACAGAAAUGGAGUUCAUGAUUAGCUCAUAUAUUCCUCUUGACAACUUAUUCUCUCCAUCUCCCAUCUUCCAUCACAGGGAAGCCCUGUGCCAUUAAUUCUGCCCCUUGUAGCAUACACUCUCACUGUUAUCCACUGCCUGGAGCAGCACCUUGCUUAAGUUCUGGCCAAGGACACAAAGAUGAAAUUACCUGUGGGAUACAUGUAGCUUCAGAGCAUGAUGAGAAAGGUCAAUUUACUCGCCCUGUGUUAACCUGCAUUAUGUGUUCUAGAAAUGUUACUGCUGGGCACAGUCUGUUUAGGAGAGUGUUGUGAGAGAAGUAGUUAAAUAAUACCUGAUGCUUUUGCAUUGUGCCUGCAGUCAGUGCUGUGGUCUGGCUCCAGAUACUGGGAGGGAAUAAACUUGAUUUGCACAUGUUUUAGACAUCUGUCUUGUGUACUUGUAACUGUCAUUCACAAUUAACUUCCACAUUUUUCUCCUUUUUCAGUAGGGAAAUGCCAACAGUAAAACACAACUCAAAGAACAAAAGAUUAUACAGCUGUAUCUAAGCAAGUGAGAGUGACUGACCUGAGCCUUCCUAUGGGGUGAUGUGGAGCACUUUCCAUUGACUGCCAGAGAUGCUAAGUUCAAGUUAAAGCUUUUUGUCUGUCUUAGUAAGAGAGUUUCCUAGCAAGGUGUUCAGUGUUGCUCUGAGUGCACUAAUGUGUAGGUGACAGCCAGAAUGCUGAAUGAAAGGAGAAGCACUUCCCUGCUGCACAUGGUUUUGGGGUCUUUAACACAAGGGUCUAACCUAGGAAUAGCUCAGGACUUUUCCUGCAGGAUCAAAAGCUGUUUCCUCAGUCUUACUGUAUUUAAUUUCUAAAUUCAAACUGGCUGCUUGUUUCCAACUUCCUUGUCCCUCAGAUUUAAGCUGUGUCUCCUAGAUCAUAGUUUAUCACUGUGAUGAACAUAAAUCACAUAAAACUGCAGUGUUAGGAAAGAUCAGAUCUCAGGUCUAGAUUUCUGUAGAAUCAUAGACUGGCCUGAGUUGAAAAGGACCACAAUGAUCAUCCAGUUUCAACCCCCCUGCUAUGUGCAGGGUCGCCAACCACCAGACCAGGCUGCCCACAUCCAGUCUGACUGGAUGGGAUAGAAAAGGAACCGCUUUCCUUGGCCUGCUGGCUGUGUUUUGCAAAUACAGCCCUGUUUGGCUAGAAGUGUUCCAGAUUGCAUUUGUACGCUUUUAACUAUCUUGUCUAAGGAAGAGUGCCAAAUUGGUUCUUGCAGCUUUUUGAACAGGAGGCAGUACUGCAGGAUCCUGAUCACUUCUUACUGCUCAUGCUUCACUUCAUUCCAGUGGGAUCUAAGUUUGAGCUUCUGCACUCAUGCAAAAUCUCACAGGUUUGCCAGUCCUGCUGCUCAUAGAUUGGACUCUGGCAUUAAGGAAUGUGACUUGGUUUCACAACUUUGUCCCUACUUUGGGCUUUUGAGGUUACAAAUUCCAUCCUGCAGCUGAUGAUCUUUUCCCUUGUCAGCCAGGCUCUCGGUCAAGCUCUCAUUUCCUCUCUCUGCCACAAUUUUUCCCCUAUAUUUGUAGCUAUUUUUAUUGUCUCUGGAGUCCUUUAAUCCAGCUCCUAACUUAAUGCAAUUGCUUGAAGGUCUGCAUCUGGUGAGAAUCUGUAUGUUAGGUUGCAGUUGCACAACAGAUGGUUCAAUCAUGCAACUUCUUGUUUCCUUCUGGGUAAAAAUUAUGCCAAAGCUGCUAUUACUGUAGCAUAUACUACUGUCAUGAAGUGUAGCUCGCAAUGGAGCCAGCUGUGCUGAGAAGAACAAUCACUACAAUGUCAUCUGGCUGGCUGGAGCUGGUGAGGCUGAAGCAGUGCCUGUGUGUUGGUCUGGACCUACCCAGAACGUAGCUUUGUGCUGGAACAUCCCUGUGCCCAGCAGCUGGCUGACAGGGUUAGAUCAGCACACGCUGCUGGCCGGGUUGUUUGCAGGCAUGUGUAGUAAGCAACAGUAGAAUGCACCUAGCUGAGGUGGUGGGCUUUCUCUAUUAGGCAUCUUUCACAAGGCAGUAGUAGAGCAGGGAGCAUUAUACUUUGUGCUAAUCAAGGCAUUUUGAACAGCACUGGGGUUCUCUUGGAGCAACGUUGUUUAAAUUCCAACUUUUUAAUCGAGUUUGAUAUUUAUGCUUUUUUGAUACCUUUUGGAUUUACCAAACCUGAUCUAAACCCUUCCAAAGGUCUGGCUGGUCCUCUCCUCGUGUGUCACUUUACGUUUCAGAGGGAAUUUGUGCCAAGUCUACCCCUUUGCUCUCAAGAUAGAAGAACCCACUGACAAUUCAUGGGUGGCAGCUAAGGUAGAAACUCUUUAAAUAUUUUCUUUUUUUUUUUUUUCCAGAGAAUAUUAAAUUAGAUCUGUGUAAACAUAAAUUUUAUAUUUAUUAAUGUGUGUGAGUGUGUAAAUAUAGAUAUAUAAAUGG